Molecule: messenger RNA, 2451 nt
Organism: Scheffersomyces coipomensis
Lineage: Eukaryota; Fungi; Ascomycota; Pichiomycetes; Serinales; Debaryomycetaceae
Product: nucleoside diphosphatase
Exons: 1
Coding region: 1-2451 (816 amino acids)
Biological process (GO): UDP catabolic process
Cellular component (GO): Golgi apparatus
Molecular function (GO): UDP phosphatase activity; GDP phosphatase activity
Source: RefSeq, a predicted model, not a curated record
AUGCCUACCAUUGAUAACCUCGAAGUGAGGAAAACGAAAAAGAAGAAGGAUAAAAAUUACAUCAAACCAGGCCCCAUAUAUUCAGAUCAAGAUAUUCCUUAUGAUUAUAUGGUUAUCAUUGAUGCUGGUUCGAGUGGAUCAAGAGUUUACGUAUAUAAUUGGUUGAAUCCCGAGUAUUCAUUGAAACAAGAUUAUGAAUUGACUAAAGCCAAGGGUAAACUACCUGCUAAUAUCGAGUUAUUUAAACAAUUCACUAUUAAAAAGGAUGAUGAAAGUGAAAGUGAAGGAGAAAGUGAUAAUGAAACUGAAAAUGGAAAUGAAAUCAAUGGGGAAGAUAAGACAAUUGAUGAUUCUGACAAUGUUGGAAACAUUGAUGAAUCGAAUCAAGAAGAACCUACAAGCCCCAAGAAAUCUCUUGUCGAUAUCAAAUUUCCUAAAAUCAAAUCUAAAAAGAAAUGGCAUCAAAAGAUUAAACCUGGAAUAUCAUCAUUCAAUCAAAGUCCUCAAAAGAUAGGUAAUCAUCAUAUUAAAUACCUUUUAACUUUGGCGAGUUCAGUAGUACCUAAAUCUCAACAUUAUAGAACCCCAAUAUUCUUACAUUCAACAGCUGGGAUGAGAUUAUUAACUCCAACUCAACAACAACAAAUCUUAACCAGUAUUUGUAAUUAUAUCACUAAUAAUUCCGAUUUCUAUAUCCCGGAAUGUUCCUCCCAUAUUAACGUUAUCGAUGGAGAUUUCGAAGGAAUUUAUGGUUGGUUAGCCAUCAAUUCUUUAAAAGGUUCAUUUGAUCAUCCCGAAUUACAUAAUCAUGGUAAACUGCAUUAUACUUAUGGUUUAUUGGAUAUGGGUGGAGCUUCUACUCAAGUUGUAUUCCAACCUAAUGUAACUGAAAUUGAAGAACAUCAAAAGAGUUUAUAUCGUAUUAAUUUAAAUCAAUUACCUCAAUUAACAAAUAGUACUAGUGAGGAUGAAAGUGAAUUUGAUGCCGUGGGUUCUUAUUAUGUACCAAAUAAGGUUGAUUUCAAUAUUUAUUCUGAUUCAUUUUUAGGAUUCGGAAUGUAUCAAGCUCAUACAAGAUAUUUAGAAUCAUUAUUCCAUAUUUAUUUACAAGAACAUGGUUUAAACGAUCAUGAUAGAUACUAUGGAAACAUCGGGAAACCUAUCGUUGAUCCAUGUUUACCCAAAGGUUAUACUACUACUGCUGUGCUUGAUGAUUAUAGCGUUGAUUUUACGGGUGGCAGUGAUUUUCCAAAAUGUCUUGAAAUGAUUUUCCCUGUCAUUCUGAAUAGUACUCAUGGUACAUUAACUGGUGGUGAUAAUGUGAACUGUAAACAAUUUAAUGAGCAAGACCAAGUUAGUUCAUGUUUAUUGAAUGAUUUAAUCCCUUCAUUUGAUUUCGAUAUUAAUCAUUUCGUAGGUGUUAGUGGUUAUUGGGAAGCUAUUAAUAAUUUAUUAUCUUAUGAUGAAGCUACAAAAAGAGAUGAUAAUGAAGAAGAAGACGAUGAAGAUGAUGACGAGAGCGAUGAUAAAAACGAACUGGCUGAUACUUAUGAUUAUAAAAUAAUCUAUAAAGAAACCACUAAACUUUGUUCACAAUCAUUUAGUUCAUUAAUUGAAUUAAAUAAAUUAAAAUCUCCCGAAACAAGAUUAUCAGAAGAAGAAUUAGCUGAAUUAUGUUUUAAAUCUUCUUGGGUAUUAAAUUUCUUACAUUUAGGUUUAGGAUUUCCUCGAUUUGGUAUUGAUGAUGAACCAUCCCAAAUCAAUAGUCCAUUUAAGUCAUUACAAUUAGUGGAAGAAUUAGAUGGUUCAGCAUUUUCAUGGACAUUAGGAAGAGCUAUACUUUAUGCCAACGAUGAAUAUGUCCAAGCUUUCAAUAAUUAUACCUUAUCAACGUUGCAACUCGAACAAGAUUCUCCUCGAGCUCAAGAUUUAGUACUUCGUAGACCAGGAUUAUAUUAUUCCGCUGCUCCAAGUGUUUAUCAUUUCGGUGCUGAGCAAAAUGGUAUUUAUCCUCGUCCUCAGUUUACACCUCCUGAUAAAGAUGCGAAAUAUCAUCAUUAUGAUUAUGAAACAAAUUACAAAUCUGAUCUGAAGGAACUGAAAUGGUACAUUGAACCUCAUAGAUGGUAUGGUAUUUUCAUCUUUAUGUUCUUAUUGGGUUUCAUUGGAUGGUUAAUGCUCGGAAGAAAUGGUAGAUCGCUUAUUUUUGAUAAAUUGAGAAUUAAGUUGGGUAGAUUUAUGAUUCCAGUAUUUGGAAACCGUAAUAAAAAUCAAACUUAUAUGCCAGUUAAACAAAAUCAAACUGAACAAGAUGAUCUUGAAAAUGCAGCUGGAUUUGAAUUAGAUGAGUUAUCAAGUGAAGAUUCUAAACCAGGAAAAUCAUCAUCAACUGCCAGUGACGAAGAUGACAUUGAUAGACAAUUCAAAAUAGACAGUGAUGACGAUGAAUAA